ACGUGUCCGCAUGGUUUUUGCUUUUGGAGCAUGCCUGCAGGUGUUUGUUCUCUGCCGUUCUUUUCUGGCGAUUGACGGUACUCACACGAAAGGCUCUCUUCGGGCCGUUUUGGUUGCAGCAACAGGGAUUGAUGGCAUUGGGCGUCUUUUCCCUGUUGCAUUUGCCAUCAUUCCUGCAGAGCAGGGACUAAACUGGGUUUGGUUUAUGUCUCGGCUGAGUUGCAGACCUGGUAAGUCCUCACUUAAGCAGGCCACGUCAGGGACCUGCAGCGCAUGACCAUACUUACUCGCUCGCAGACAGCAGCGAUGGAUCAGAAAGCAGGCGAGUCUGACGAGGCCUAUGAGGCACGUUUGGCGGCCAUCAUAGCCGAAAGCAAGCAACGGGCCGACGCAGCAGCAGCAGCACGGAAGAAGAGAGAGGCAGAGGCAGAUAGACUACAUCUUCUGUCUGAAGAACAGCGACAGAAGCACGAGGCAGCAGCAGCCAAGGCCGCUGAUGAAGAACGUGUCCAGCGACGCGAAGUCAUAUUUAGAGAGGAAGGUGCAUUACAUGCACACGCCAAGGACUGGCAGAGGGAGGCCGAGAGCGGCGAAUCCGUCGACUACGGGAGCAGGGUAUCUCAUCUGCUCAACCGUAUCACGGACCUCCUUGCGACUUGUAUCGCGCAGCAGGAGGACAUCCACUCCCUCGACCACGCCAACAAGGUGUUACAGCAGUCGGUGGACCAGAUGCUCAAGCGCAUACAGCAGCUGGAGCAGCAGGUCGCCACCGCCAACACCAGCAUCAGCCCCUCCGAUCUCGUCGACCACGUCAAUGUCUUGGAGAUAGACAUGGGAACACUUAAGACUGGGGAACAGCAGCUGCAACAACAGAUUUGUGCAGCGGUCGGCCCUAGCGCAACGACAUGCGAAACUAUUGCCAAGUUCGAUGGGCUCCCGAUCUUCUGUGACGCAUCGAAGACCGACCCCAUCCAAUGGUGGCGCCAGUUUGAACUCAAGCUGGACAUCCACCACUUCAUCGACGCGAACCGACAUGCAUAUUUGUACUCCCGCUCGGGAGGCGCGUAUCUCACGGCGGCAUGGAAGAAGCGUUUCCAAGUAGAACCGCCCGAGCACCAGGCGAUAGACAAGCUGCUGACGUUUUCGCAGAACAGCAUGCCAAGUGGAGACUGGAUAUCUGAGUUUCAACGGCUGGCAAGCACGCCCAAGUUGCCAAUGAACUUCGAUGGCAUCAAGCUUUACUUCAUCAAGAGGUCGUGCCCAGUGUUGCAGAAUGCGUUAACUCAAGUCGCCGAGAACCUCAACACAAGUGAGGAACUCUUCAACAAGGCCGCGCAGAUCAUUGUGACGAAUUUGGCAGCCCGAAAGACGGGCCACUCGUCGACUGCCGGCGAGGGCGCGAAUCAGCAUCGGCCGAAAGUGGUCGUGGUCGCAGCAGCAACGCCUAGCGACCCUUCAAUUUUAAACGAGGCUAUUUCGUCUGACGAGGGAGACAGACUCGCAGCUGCCCAGAAUGGUGGCCGCCCCGCCAAAGGACGAGGACGCGGCAAGCCGAAGACAAACACCACUACUUCUUCUGGACCCGGGCAAGCAGCUCCAGCUCAAGGACCUUGGACAUCAUUUGGUCUGACGGAACGCGGAUAUCGCGAGAGGGAGAAUGGCAGUGCUAGGCAGACUGAGGGGUUGUGCAGUGUCGACGGUCAGCAUACUGGACAUCAUCCUCUCCGCAAGGACAAGGGAGGACGCAGUGGCAUGGGUCGAGGUGGGCGAAGGGAGAAGCGUCCCCGACCAGCAUCAGAUGAAGCUAGAGGUUCAUGUCAUGGGGGUGGCGGUCGGGGACGAGGCAGAGGAGCUUCCACUGUCUUUCCGGCAAGUGUGUUGGAUAUAGGCACAUUAGACGAGGUGCUUCUGACCGAGCCAGCCAAUGACGGUAGUAUUGAUAUUGUAUUACACCGAUUGUCCACUCACGAUGACGAUCAUGCAGUCGAUGCAUUGGUAUAUGAUGACGAUGAUGGGGUGGAUGGUGGUGGAGAUGAGGCUGACGCAGACGAUGCUGAUGCAGACGAUGAUAAUAGUGAUGAUGGGUGGCGUGACUCUUUCCUUGAUCCAGGGGAUGGUGAGGAUAUCUUUGAGGAGGGUGCAUUACGUACUCAUGGACUAUCUGCAGUACUUCAUGUGGACGAUGAUGCACAGUUGGGGAAUGCAACAAAUGCUGAAACAAUCAGAGACAGUGAAGUGUCCGCAUGUGACACUGGCAUUGCAGCUAGGAUGUCCGUACGUUUGCAGAGCCGCGCAGUUCGCGCUUUUCAUUGUUGAAGUAUUUGUAGGGGUGUGAUAUAGAUGCAGAUAGUUAUUGGAGUGUAUUGUAUUCUCCG
Chara braunii is the source of this 2375-nucleotide messenger RNA. The record is from the annotation of a GenBank genome assembly. NCBI's taxonomy places the organism in Eukaryota, Viridiplantae, Streptophyta, Charophyceae, Charales, Characeae.